AUGCCUGGGCAUAAUGGUGAGCAGUUGGCUGUUGGAAUUUUUCGCAACUUACAACAGGGCAAUUUGUUAAAGCGUGUCAGGCACGAUGGCGAUGCUGAGAUCGACGAAUCGAGCGACGACGAAGCGUACGAAGACAUGGCGAGCGCAAAUAACACAGCCAUAGUGAACCAGCUCACUACCACAUUAACGCAUGCGCAAAGCAAAGCGCCGCAACAUAGCAUCAACAACGGCAACGACAGCGGCGGUAGCAGCAACAGAGCGAUGAGCAACGAGAGUGAGGGAACGAUGGCAGCACGCUUUGCAAUCAGUUUUCGCGACAUAGAGGAGAGUAUUCGCAAUUUCGACGGCACAAAUUCUAUUGCAGUAGAAGUAUGGAUAGAAGAAUUUGAAAAUCAAGCAGAACUAAUGCGGUGGAGUGAUUUUCAGCGGUUUCUUUUUGCGAAGAAGGCACUAAAAGGAAUCGCGAAAUUGUUUGUAGCGAGCGAACGAGGGUUGAACUCGUGGAGUGUACUGAAAGCAGCGCUGCUAUCAGAAUUUAAAUCUAACGUAACCAGCAAGCAAAUACACGAGACACUCGCUCAAAGCAAACGUGGUAAAAACGAAUGUGUGUUUGAAUUUUUUUAUCGUUUGAAAGACAUUUCGGCUCGUGGACAUAUUGACGACGAUGCUUUUGUUCAGUAUGUAAUUGACGGAAUAGACACAAAAACAACAAACAAAACCAUUUUAUACGGCUCAAAAGACAUGAGAGAAUUUAAGGAGAAAUUAAAGAUGUACAAAAUAAUGACCGAAAAAGAAAAAUGUAGUGCUGAAACUCCAGUGCGCGUUCAAGCAAAUGCAAAGAGAGAGGCAAAGGAGUUAAUGUGUUUCAAUUGUGGCGACAAAGGCCAUGUAUCGAAAAAUUGUGAUAAUAAAGAGAAGGGCAGAAAAUGUUUUGGUUGCAAUUCAUACGGCCAUAUUGCAAAAAAUUGUAGCACAAAGAAAACAAACGACCCAGUGAGAAAAGUUAACACUGUUAGUGCCAAAAACGACAUAAUGCGUAAAACUAUAAAUAUUGGAAGUUAUAGUGUUUUAGCAUUGUUCGACACGGGCAGUAGUGCUAACAUAAUGAGCAUCGAUGUUUAUAAAAAGUUAAAUAGUGGACAACUAACUGAGUGUGCGGUACAAUUGACCGGUUUUGGUAAAGCAGCCAAUAUUAAGCCCCUGGGUGAACUAAAGCAAACCAUAAUAGUAGACGACGAAAAGUUCGGUUUAACGUUUUAUGUUGUACGUGCUGAAUAUCUUGACGAUAGUAUCAUAAUUGGUGCGGACAUUUGUUUAACCGCCGAAAUAUUAAUUAAUCCGUCGGGUUUGAAAAUAAGAAAACUAACUAAUGCUAAUCAAAACGAAGAACUAUCAGUGUUUAAUAUAGACGUAGCUUGCGAAAGUGAAGAUAUCGACAUAGGCGAUAACGCGAGUCUAUCAGCUAAGCAAGAAGUGCGGGAACUUAUACAAAAUUAUAAACCUUUAAAAUCGAAAACUACAAACAUUGAAAUGCGAAUUAUUUUGAAAGACGAAACACCAAUAUUUUCGCGACCGCGUAGAAUGGCGUUAACAGAACAAAGUAUUGUUGACGACCAAAUCGAAGAAUGGCUUGAGAAAAACAUUAUUGAAGAAUCGAACUCCGAGUUUACAAGUCCUAUAGUUCUCGUUAAAAAACAUGAUGGUUCGGCAAGACUUUGCGUUGACUUUCGCAGAAUCAACAAGGUAAUUGUCAAAGAUCAUUUCCCUUUACCGCUUAUAGAAGAUCAGUUAGACAGAUUACAAGAGGCUAAGGUUUUUAGCACCAUCGAUCUUAAGAACGGAUUCUUCCACGUACCUGUAGCUGAAUCAAGCCGAAGGUACACAUCUUUUGUAACGCAAAACGGCCAGUAUCAGUUUCGAAAGGUGCCGUUUGGACUUUCCAACUCACCAGGCGUAUUCCAGCGACAUGUUAAUGCCAUUUUUCGACAUCUGCGGCGUAAGGGUAUUGCUUUACCAUAUGUCGAUGAUGUCAUAAUUCCUGCUACAAAUGAAGAAGAAGCUGUCCAAAAUCUCAAAGAAGUCAUCGAGGCAUGUGAAGAGUAUGGGUUAGAGCUGAAUAUGAAAAAAUGCAAUUUUUUGAAAACGCGUAUACAGUUUCUUGGUCACAUAAUUGAGAAUCAAAAGCUGUAUCCAUCUCCGGAGAAGAUUCAAGCAGUAGUUAACUUUAAGGUACCGCAAACAUUGAAGCAGCUAGAAAGUUUUCUGGGGUUGACCGGGUACUUCAGAAAGUUUAUCCCGAACUACGCAAUAAUUUCGAAGCCGUUGUCAGAGUUGACCAAAAAGAGCAUAAAGUUUAGCAUGGGUAUAGAGGAAGAGGGUGCGGUUAAUCAUUUGAAAAAGCUUCUAACCGAGAAUCCAGUGCUCAGCAUUUACAAUCAGUCGUACGAAACUGAGGUGCAUACAGACGCUUCUAUAGACGGGUUUGGGGCAGUUUUGCUUCAAAAAUCACCGGUAGACAGCCAGUUGCACCCGGUGUAUUUUAUGAGCAAAAAGACUACAGAAGCACAACGAAAGUAUACCAGCUAUGAAUUAGAAAUACUCGCAGUCAUAGAAGCCCUGACGAAGUUUCGCGUCUACGUGUUAGGCGUCCACUUUAAACUAGUCACUGACUGUAAUGCCUUUACUAAAACCCUUGAGAAGCAGACAGAAGGCAUCAAGUUGGUAAAGACUACAACAGGACUACCACGCGUGAAUGGGCAAGUGGAGAGACUGAAUGCAGUCAUUAUUUCAGUACUCUCUAAGCUCAGCAUCGACGAUCCAUCCAAGUGGUACAAGCAUGUCAGCAAAGUACAACAAGCGAUCAACUCAACAUUCUGUAGAAGCAUUGCUACGACUCCGUUUGAAUUACUGGUUGGUACGAAAAUGCGAACCAACCAAGACCUUCAGUUACAAGACUACAUCAACAAAGAAAUUUUGGCUACGUUCACUGACAAACGAAAUGAUUUGCGAGCACAGGCGAAAACUAGUAUUUUAAAAUUACAAAGCGAAAACAAGAAGACCUAUAAUCUUCGACGAAAGAGUGCAACGCGAUAUAACGUUGGUGACCUUGUAACCAUAAAACGAACACAGUUUGGUAGCAACCUGAAACUACAGCCAAAGUUUUUGGGCCCCUACCAAAUUGUUAAAGUUAAGCACAACAAUGCGUAUGACGUACAGAAGAUGGGCAGUAGUGAUGGUCCGAAAAAUACAACUACUUGCGCAGA
Rhagoletis zephyria (snowberry fruit fly) is the source of this 3263-nucleotide messenger RNA. RefSeq lists its product as uncharacterized. Gene Ontology annotation, molecular function: nucleic acid binding; aspartic-type endopeptidase activity; zinc ion binding. Gene Ontology annotation, biological process: proteolysis; DNA integration. The record is from RefSeq and is a predicted model, not a curated record. NCBI's taxonomy places the organism in Eukaryota, Metazoa, Arthropoda, Insecta, Diptera, Tephritidae.